Messenger RNA from Pelodiscus sinensis (Chinese soft-shelled turtle), 2197 nucleotides. RefSeq names its product carbohydrate sulfotransferase 9-like. The record is from RefSeq and is a predicted model, not a curated record. NCBI's taxonomy places the organism in Eukaryota, Metazoa, Chordata, Testudines, Trionychidae. Gene Ontology annotation, cellular component: membrane. Gene Ontology annotation, molecular function: sulfotransferase activity. Gene Ontology annotation, biological process: carbohydrate biosynthetic process; proteoglycan biosynthetic process.
UAUUUACAUUAAAAUGAUGUUCACCACGGAUCCCCUGGAAAUGCUGCCCUCAGCGUACAGGGAGAAACUCCUGCCCAUCGAGAGCUGCAUUAUGUAGCGGUUGCAGAUGGCAGUUAAAGCCAAGUUCAGCAAAACCAACACUUACUGAAAAGGUGACUUUCCAGGAGUCAAAAGCUAGGGAAAGGGAUUUAAUGCACAAAAACCACAUCCUGCUCCUUCCUGGGAAAAGAUGGUGCAUAAGAGGCUCAAGAAGGUGUUCAUUCUCCUAAUUUUCAUUCUUGGAAGUCUUCUUUCUGGCAUGUUCUACAGGCAUCAAAUAAAAAUGUAUCCGAAGGAGGAUUGGCUGAUGAGACAAGUCUAUCGCAAAGACAUAUUGAACUCUACGUGCCUGAUGAACAACCUCUCAUAUUCACAAAGCAAACUGCCACAUGACGUUGCAAGACAGAUCUUUGUGGAGCAUAACCACAAGUUCAUCUAUUGUGAGGUGCCCAAGGUCGGCUGCACCAAUUGGAAGAAAAUCAUCCUCCUCCUCACAAUGAACCUGAGCAGAGAGAUUAAUGAAGUCCAUGAUGAUCUCAUCCAUAAAACCUCACUGAUAAAGAGGCUGAGUUCUUACUCUUCUGACUACCAGGAGAAAUUACUGACCAGUUACACCAAAGUGAUGUUCACCAGAGAUCCCCUGGAACGGUUGAUUUCAGCUUACAGAGACAAGCUUCUGCAUUCUGAGCCAUACUAUAGUAUCACUGUUGCAAAUGAGAUCAAGGCCAUGUUCAGGAAAAACAAAAAUUCAACUGAAAGGGUCACUUUCCAGGAGUUUGUUAAUUUUAUUCUGACACAAAACCAAGAAAAAUUAGACAUUCAUUGGAGACCAAUGUUUCUACUCUGUGAUCCUUGCGACAUUCAUUAUGACAUCAUGGGGAAGUUUGAGACCGUAGUGCAAGAUUCUGAACGUGUUCUUAGGAACAUUGGUGCCCCAGAGGAUAUGCAUUAUCCGAACUUUAAGAAAUAUAGCUCAGAGAAACGUACGAGUGAUGAUAUCACCUUGGCAUAUCUCAGAAAGCUGAGCUCGGAGCAAAUCCAAAAGAUCAAGGAGAUGUACAAGAUGGAUUUUGCCUUGUUCAACUAUCCUUAUGAUUUGCAAAUGAACCUUAAUGAAACUGAUACAGUAUGGAGAAAAAGGCCAUGAAUUUGUAUAUAAAGAUAAUUGCAGGUGGUUGAUGGUAGCACUCAAGCAGUAUAAGUGAUUAGUAGCUCAUGAAUCUAUUUGUCAUAGGCAUUUGUGGUGCUGAAUGUACUAUGAAUCAUCAUUUAUAAAAUUAUCAGGACCAAUAUUACAAAACACUAGUGAAUAUUCUAUCAGAUAUGCUAGGUAAAGUAUUGGUAGAAAAGGCAUGAUUUGCUACAUGUGAUAUGCUGGUUCAUAUGUAUGUGUCAUCUUUUUGGUUUACUGUUGUCCCAGACUUGUGCAGUGUAUCUGGGUGACACCCAUAGACAGAUUGGCAUCGGUGCUAUCCAGCCUCCUUGAUGGCUCAUCAAGGACAAUCAGCUGUACAAUGAACCCAUUGAGAGAAGCCAGGGGUUGUGUCUUUGAGUCAACAGGAUAUUUCAGGAUAAGUUUAUGGACAUGGGACCCCAAGUGCUUUCUAUGUGUUUGGGACAAAGGAUGUACAAGCUACAUGGCAGAGAAUAUCCCUAAAAAGAGUACAGGAAGCUUCGGCGCCUCUGCGCUGCCAUCGUGGGAGCCGGAAUCUGGCCCAUAGUCUGCUCCAGAAUGAAAAUGCCAAUAAUCUCCCCUCUGCUAGAGAAGUGACCAGGAGGUUGUUAACUUGAUUCUGAGAAACCCUAAACCACACAAAUAUCCCAACAAUGAUCACCGCCAGCAGUAAGAACAUUUGGACAUUCAUUGGUUUGUUUCUGCUCUGUGGGCACCACACCAAGCACUGUGACAUCAUGAGGAAAUGUGAGACCCUGCAGCAAAGUGUUGAGCAUGUUCCCAAGGAUAUUUGAGGCCCAGAAAGUUUGCAUUAGUUUAACUUUAAGAGGUAUGACUGAGAACAAUGAACCAGUGCUAUUACUACCAUGGAGUUUCUUAGAAAUCUGAACUUGCAGCAAAUGACCCUAUAGACAGGCUGUGUCCAAUAUUUACCUUUUAUGGGAUCUUAAACUCACACAGCUGUGUUGCUGUUUCAAAAAUUAA